Pyrenophora tritici-repentis Pt-1C-BFP is the source of this 477-nucleotide messenger RNA. The record is from RefSeq and is a predicted model, not a curated record. NCBI's taxonomy places the organism in Eukaryota, Fungi, Ascomycota, Dothideomycetes, Pleosporales, Pleosporaceae.
AUGUCUGCCGACCAAGUGGGCCAGCUCGACAAAUCUCGACCACGGCCAAGCGAAGCGAGUCUGUCUUUUCUCGACAUGUGGGUGAGGUGGAAAUCUGCACGUCUUGCAGCCUCACGGACCUCGACGGACCUCACCGGUCAAGACCAACACUGGGUACUUACUGCUGAGGGUACCCAGGUUGAGAAGGGGCAUCGCGGCCAUGGCACCGGCCCAACCUACGCAAAUCUUUGCUCGCUAUGGUCCUCGCUUGCCCAGUCUGUGAACGGGGUUGUGGUGCUCGAAUGGGAAAAAGUCAUGGCGAUUGGAUGGGCUGCUGGGGAGUUCAGUUCGGUGGUUGAUGCGUUGAAAGGGUUGGGGUUUGGGGUUGCGGGAAGCGUGUUCGGGUCGGUGAGGCGCAGCAGCAGCAGCAACAGCACCUCCACCUCCACCUCCACCGCCGCCGCCAUUGUGAGGCUGAGGCUCAGCCCUCUAUGCUAA